CAACACAGUGCUCCUACCAGCAGUGCCAGUAGGUACGUUCGUCCAUCCGUCCGGUUGUACAGUAUAAUAAAAAUUAACCUCUAAUUGAGACUUUACAUUUGCAGAGUGUAUUUUUAAUUAUAGAACACACAGAAACAUGAAGGUACUUUACCUUAUGCAGCGUACCAAUCAAAGAAUUUUGCAAAACCUAUCACGCUUGGUGGUCAGUGGUAGGGGGGGUGACUUUAAUGCAGUAUGCUUGAGGAUUUGUAUGUGUCGUUGCUACACUUCGGAUGCAACUAGACCAGUUUUUGUUCAAACUCUUCGGGAAAACUACGGCGGAAAAGUUGCAAUUGUAGACAGCAUUGGAGAACAUACCUACAAUAAGAUUUUAUCUAUAAGUACUAAACUUAGUCAGGGAAUAUUAUCUAUAACUGAAAGAGAUUCUACUGUAAAAUCAUCUACAUUCCUUUUAAAUGGUGAGCGAGUGGCCUUUUUGUGUCCAAAUAAUGUGACGUAUGUAGUUGCCCAGUGGGCAACUUGGAUGAGUGGGGCCACUGCUGUACCACUUUGUAAAUCACAUCCACCGUCUGAACUUGAGUACUUUUUAAAUGACUCUGGAGCAUCAUUAGUUGUCACAACACCAGAGAACGCUGAGAAAGUUGAAGCAACGGUGAAGUUAUUAGGUAUUAAACACAUAAUUCUCAAUCAGGACAAACUUGCUUCAAGCGAUGACGAAGCAAGUCCAAUUACAGAUUUUGCCUCGUUAACUGAGGGACAAUUUGAUUUGGACUCGUUCGUCGAAAAGCGCUUAAUCACAGAGAAAUGGCGGCAAAUCAAAUGGAAAAAUCGUAGCGCCCAGUUGGUCUACACAAGUGGAACUACCGGUCGUCCUAAGGGCGUGUUGUCUACAUUUGGUAACGUUCAGUCACAAGUGACUAUGCUACUGGAUUCGUGGGGAUGGUCAAAUAAAGAUGUUGUUCUUCAUGUUCUUCCAUUACAUCACAUUCAUGGUAUCGUAAAUUUGUUAGUGUGCCCUCUAUGGUGUGGAGCAACAUGUGUCAUGUUGCCUGAAUUUGAUGCAGAAAAGGUGUGGAGUUAUCUACUCGAUGAAACAACACCAAGGGUUAAUGUCUUCAUGGCUGUUCCAACAAUUUAUGCCAAACUGUUGCAAGCAUAUAACACCAAAUAUGGAAGUGUUGCAGGGGGGAAAACAACAGAAUUUAUCAAGGCAACUCUACGGACUAAAAUGAGAUUGAUGGUUUCAGGGUCGGCAGCCUUGCCUCAGCCAAUCAUGGAACAGUGGGAGAAAAUUACAGGGCAUCGUCUGCUGGAACGGUAUGGAAUGACAGAGUUUGGUAUGGCACUGUCCAACCCUCUCAAGGGACUCCGAACUCCAGGAUCAGUUGGAACUCCUUUGCCAUCUGUUCAGGUCAGAGUGGUGACCUCUGAUGGACAGAUCACUGCAGAGGGAAAUUCUGUUCGGACUUCAGUGACCUCUGGGAUGGAAGGUGUGUCUGGUGAACUUCAGGUGAAGGGACCAAAUGUCUUUAAGUUGUACUGGCAGAAACCGGAAGCAACAGAGGAAGCAUUUACUGAAGAUGGAUGGUUCAAAACAGGUGACACUGUAGUGUAUGAAGAUAGCGUGUACCGCAUACUGGGGCGCACAUCGGUUGACAUCAUCAAAAGCGGUGGCUACAAGAUCAGCAGCCUUGACGUGGAGCGCCGUCUCCUGGCGCAUCACAGUAUUUCAGAAUGUGCAGUGGUUGGUCUACCGGACAUGACGUGGGGACAGCGCGUAGCUGCUGUCGUCAGUCUAAAGGAUGAUCGCCAACUGACGCUGAAAGUGCUACGAGAUUGGUGCCAGGAUAAGAUGCCGUCGUAUGUAAUCCCUACAGAGUUACGGAUACUGCCGAGUCUUCCAAGAAAUGCAAUGGGUAAAAUUAACAAGAAAGAGCUAGCGGAGGCAAUAUUUGGAGAUGAUUAUCAAAUAAAAUAAAUUUAAGCUAUGAAAUUUCCUGUGAUUGUCUGAUAUGUUUACUCUUCAAUCUGAAUGACUAAAAUCUACAUAUAACUCCAGUGAAAUUUGGCAAAGUAAAAUUACCAUUUGUCUUGGUCCAAAUUAAUCAAUGCAAACAGUUUAAAUAUCUCUUUUUCGAUACAGAAUUUUAUGGUCAGUGGAUACACUGUAAUAUUUCAUGGACGUGCACAUGGGCCCUCCUCAUACAAUCUUCAAAAAAAUAAGUUUGCAAAAACAAGGUACAAAAAAAGUCUUGCCUACAGCUUAAAUAUAUCAUCCAAAAGCCAAUACGCUAUUGAAACUUGUAUUUUAGCCCUCCUGCUGAAGCCCAUGGAGGGCAGUGAAUGGAAUUCAACCAGGUUAUGUGAAGGUCGUCAUGUUUAGCACCAGUUUUAAAUGAGGCUCACUCUGUUGUCAGAGUUUCAACCAGGUAACAAAUUAUUGACAUUGUUCUGGAGCAGUCGACAAUACCAACCACUCACUAUGGUAGUAAAAACGAACAGAUAACACAGUUUUCACUUCAGCCGUCUGUGCACGUAUGAUGACAAUCCAAAAAAGUUAUUGGUGUUUGCCAGUCCAUAAUUUUUAAGUACAAAUCUAGGAGUCCAUUUGGUUGAGGUGUGUUUUAAUAGAGAGUGAUUCCAUUAGUGCGGUUGUGUUGCGUCUCUGCAAGCGCUUGCUUAUUUUAAUCGCUCCAUGAAGUAAUCUGUUUUGAUUUCAGCCCGCCGUGCACUGACGUAUUCAGACACAAAUAAACGACCACAACAUGAGUAUCACUUUCUACAAAUAAUAAUUUUUAUUCCAAGAAAAUAACCUGUAUAGCUUCUUGAUAACUUCCCUUAAUUGUUAUGCAUACCAACCGAAGUACAAACACACAAUGCAUAAUCUAUCUAAUACAGACUCUGUAUCUACUACAGAGACUCUGAAUCAAUAUUCUUAAAAGUUAAAAAUAAUAACCAUUCUUUUGUAAGUAGCUUUGAUGACAUAUUGGCAGUGUAAAAACACGUUCUACCAGACAACAUUUUUUAUAAUUCGCAGCUUAAAAACAAGCAUUACUAUGGUCAGUUUAUUACAGAAAUCGCUUACAACAUAACUUAACAACCAACAGAUCAUAAUUAUUAAUUUAUCAUACAUUUUACAUCUUUUUUCAAAAAUAUUUUACACUUAACUUUGGAGUUGAGCAAUUGUACGAUAUGAAAAAUACUAUGUUGUUCCUAGGUCCUUUAAAAUUAGUGACAUUAUAUAAAACAAGUUUUAAUUUAGUCUGUAAUGAUCUAAAUAUAUAACAGGUUGGCUUUAUAUUUUCCUUUUCGAUGGUUUACUUCAAAAUUGUAAUAAUUUUGUAGUUAGGAUUAGUACGAUGAGAACUUUGUUCAGUUUUAAUUCAGCUAAAUAACACAUUAAGAUUUAAAAAAAAUAUCAAUGAGUAUCGAUAAGAGCAAUUGAGAAGUAAAAGAUUUAUCAUUUAAUCCUAAUUAAGAUUUUUUAAAAGCCUGCUCUCUUAAAUAAAAAUGUUUAAAUAAAAAAAUGCAUGUUUCUAUAUAGCAACUUUCUCUAAGAAUAAUUUCUUCGGAUAAAUGCUGUUAAAGCUAUUUUAGUGAACAAACACAACAAUUGAAAGAAUAGGGUCACAGAUGAUAAUGAUGAUGUAAGCCCAGAAAGGAUCCAAUUUAAGAUCAUAACAAAAGACAGUACGGAAGAUCCUAUCAAAGACCUCAACAUGGACACUACAGAAGAUCAUAACCAUGCCCUUAAAGACACACAGAAGAUCUAUCAAAGACUUUAACAAAGACACUAUACAAGAUCCUAUCCAUGCCCUUAAAGACACACACAAGAUCCUACUCAAGACAAAGAUACCACAGAAGAAGCUACCAGAACAUCAUAUCCAAGAUUUACAAAGGAUCCUAUUCAAGUCCUGACAGAAUUUAUUUUACAACACAGAAUUCAUUUAACCAUUCCUCUUUAAAUAGACCACAUUUUAAGUUUAUUUUUGAUUGCUACAUCCUACAUCCAUAAUAAAUUUUAUAUACAUUCCAUAAUUUGCACUAUUUAAAUAUUUAUAACAUACACAUGAUUUCAAAAACAGCAAAUAAGGUAGAAUGUCUGUGAGUUCAGCU
This is a messenger RNA of Anneissia japonica, 4116 nucleotides long. RefSeq names its product malonate--CoA ligase ACSF3, mitochondrial-like. NCBI's taxonomy places the organism in Eukaryota, Metazoa, Echinodermata, Crinoidea, Comatulida, Comatulidae. Gene Ontology annotation, biological process: fatty acid metabolic process. The transcript has 6 exons. Gene Ontology annotation, molecular function: medium-chain fatty acid-CoA ligase activity. The record is from RefSeq and is a predicted model, not a curated record. Bases 137 to 1978 code for a protein of 613 amino acids.